CUCUCUGCACACAGUCCCCUCCGCUACACCAUUGCAAUGCCAAGGCUGCAACAUUAGCAAGCUAAUUUUCCCAUUUCCAUCACCCUUAAGUGGGGAGACGUGUCGUAUUUUUUUAACUCUUCUUUCUUUUCUGUUCUUGAGUGAGCUGCAGCGAGUUUUCGGACAUGCCGAACAUCGUGCUUUUUAGCGGGAGCUCUCACCACGACCUGUCCCAGAAAGUAGCUGAUCGGCUGGGACUGGAGCUGGGCAAAGUGAUAACGAAGAAAUUCAGCAACCAGGAGACAUGCGUGGAGAUCGGGGAGAGCGUGCGCGGCGAGGAUGUGUACAUCGUGCAGAGCGGCUGCGGCGAAAUUAACGACAACCUUAUGGAGCUGCUCAUCAUGAUCAACGCCUGCAAGAUUGCCUCCUCGUCCCGCGUCACCGCCGUCAUCCCCUGCUUCCCCUACGCCCGGCAGGACAAGAAGGACAAGAGUCGAGCACCCAUAUCCGCCAAGCUGGUGGCAAACAUGUUGUCUGUGGCCGGCGCCGACCACAUCAUCACCAUGGACCUCCACGCCUCACAGAUCCAGGGCUUUUUCGACAUCGCUGUAGACAACCUUUAUGCAGAGCCCGCUGUUCUGCAGUGGAUCAGAGAAAAUAUUCCAGAGUGGAAAAACUGUAUCAUCGUGUCUCCAGAUGCCGGCGGAGCAAAACGCGUGACGUCCAUCGCAGACCGUCUGAACGUGGACUUCGCCCUCAUCCACAAAGAGAGGAAGAAGGCCAACGAAGUGGACCGCAUGGUGCUGGUGGGUGACGUCAAGGACCGCGUGGCCAUCCUGGUGGACGACAUGGCCGACACGUGUGGCACGAUCUGCCACGCUGCCGACAAGCUGAUUGAUGCCGGUGCGGUGAAGGUCUACGCCAUCCUCACGCACGGCAUUUUCUCCGGUCCGGCCAUCUCUCGCAUCAACAGCGCCCCGUUCGAGGCCGUGGUGGUGACCAACACCAUCCCACAGGAGGAGAAGAUGAAGGCGUGCCCGAAAAUACAGGUCAUCGACAUCUCCAUGAUCCUGGCGGAGGCGAUCAGGAGAACCCACAACGGCGAGUCAGUGUCCUACCUCUUCAGCCACGUGCCCUUGUAAAGCAGGGAGAGGGCGGCCUCCUCCUCCUCGCCGCCGGCGGGCCGCUCGGCUGGCACUUUUUGCCUCACAUCCUGCGGCCUGAUGGUUUUUGGCCAACCCCUUGUGACUGUUUAAAGGUCACGUCCACACAUUGUCUUGACCAUUUUACCCAGAAGACAGAGCAAAGUCUCACUUCCAUCUCUGAAGACCAAGUUUGUAUUUAUGAGUAUUUCUCUCUUUCUGUUUCCUUUUUUCUCUUGUUUCAAACUUGCCGACCUUGAACACCUGAGGCCUGGCCGUACCUUUAACCAAAGGGUCCAUUAUGUAACAUUGUGUAUUAUUUGUACCACAUAUCGAACUCACUUUAAAUGAGGCAUUCCACUGUGUCAUGAUCAGAAAUAUUAUGGCCCUUAGUAAUAUAAAAUGUGAAAACAGGCACCUUUGCCCCCUCAAGUGCUUUAACAGCUGUUAAAAGUAUUAAAAUAAUAGAGCCUAACCCCUACUUGCUAAAGCUGUAUUGAGUGUAAUAGUUUAUGCUUAGCGCCAUCAUCUGGCCACGGACGCUAGUUUAACAGCUGCACCACAAGUGGAGAAUGUGUGGAUGUGACCACAGACCACAAACAGGUGUCAAAUUAGAGAUCUCACUUUAUUUACUCACUUUUCUAGUGAGCCUCGUGAACAUGCCGACGCAUCGUACCUCCGCAGUGUCAUCUCUCCCAACAUAAGCUGCUGUUAACCUUCACCGCCAAUGCUAUAAAAUGUCACGACUUUCCAACGGGUCUGUUGUUGAUUGAAAGUGUCUAAAACGAGGUGUAGUGGGUGCUGAACCCAUGUUCCAAAAGGUCACGAAAACAGACUGAGCCCAAAGCUUGAUUAUAGUGUCAAGAUUUCAACCGUAAUUGUCAUCACAGCUGUAAUGGGUCACUUUAGCUCCAUAGAGGCAGGUCUCACUCUUUGCCUGGAGGUGGAUUUAAAAAAAAAAAAAAAAAAAGUUGGUGGACUGAUGCGAUUACAUUUUUUUUAUUAUAUGUAACACUUCAAGCUGUUUCUUUGACAAUAAAGCUUUGACAAUGGCUUACA
Chelmon rostratus (copperband butterflyfish) is the source of this 2180-nucleotide messenger RNA. Its product is annotated as ribose-phosphate pyrophosphokinase 2. The transcript has 7 exons. The record is from RefSeq and is a predicted model, not a curated record. NCBI's taxonomy places the organism in Eukaryota, Metazoa, Chordata, Actinopteri, Chaetodontiformes, Chaetodontidae. Gene Ontology annotation, cellular component: cytoplasm; ribose phosphate diphosphokinase complex. The coding region runs from base 165 to 1121 and encodes 318 amino acids. Gene Ontology annotation, molecular function: magnesium ion binding; ribose phosphate diphosphokinase activity. Gene Ontology annotation, biological process: purine nucleotide biosynthetic process; 5-phosphoribose 1-diphosphate biosynthetic process.